Molecule: messenger RNA, 801 nt
Organism: Erigeron canadensis
Lineage: Eukaryota; Viridiplantae; Streptophyta; Magnoliopsida; Asterales; Asteraceae
Product: probable calcium-binding protein CML45
Exons: 1
Coding region: 143-727 (194 amino acids)
Molecular function (GO): calcium ion binding
Source: RefSeq, a predicted model, not a curated record
AUCACAAUUCACAAUUCUUUCUUACUAAUUAGCCUAACCCCCUUAUUCUUCAUUCCAUUUGUACACAAAACAAUUUUCUUAACUUGUUAGUAGUGCUAUUUUGUUAGUAAAGAAAAAACACCAAAUUAAAAGAUUUUUAGCUAUGAGUUAUAUGAUAGUUGAACUAAUCCAAUAUUUCUUCUUCCAAAUGGUGAAAUUCACCCACAUCUUAAAACAAUUCUCAAAAUCAUCAUCCAAGUUUUUCACACACCUCGAAUUCAGGUUUUCUCAUGAUCACUCAUCCAAGAUUCAUGUUGAGAACAAAUCCCAUGAUUCCCAAUUGUCAAAAACACAGAAUCUUUCCUUGACAACAAAAAACACCAUCCAUCAUCAUGAUCGUACUCUCCAAGGAAAUGAAGUGGAGCUACUAAUGGCAAAUUUGGGUGUUUUUUGCCACCCUGGUGAUCAAAAGCUGCCAGAGGUGUUGCAUGCUACAGAUUUGCUAGAUAUUUUUGAAGUUGACCAACCAAGAUUAGAUGAAGUCAAAGAAGCUUUUGAUGUAUUUGAUGAAAACAAAGAUGGUCUUAUUGAUGAAAGUGAAUUGCAAAGAGUUCUUUGUGCAUUGGGAUUGAAUGAAAGAGCAGAAUUGGAAGAUUGUAAGAAGAUGAUCAGAGCGUUUGAUGUGAACGCCGAUGGUAGGAUAGAUUUUGAUGAGUUUGUCAAGUUUAUGGAAGAAACCACCUAUUAACUAGUGACAAUUACUAAUACCAUUGGUUAUUUUGUUUAUUGUUCAUAUUCAUACAAUAUAAUUUUUGAUUAGUA